Nicotiana tabacum (common tobacco) is the source of this 939-nucleotide messenger RNA. The record is from RefSeq and is a predicted model, not a curated record. Lineage: Eukaryota; Viridiplantae; Streptophyta; Magnoliopsida; Solanales; Solanaceae.
AUGGAUGGUAUGGGAAAAAGAUUACAACAGCUAGAGGAAAGCCAGUCAAGUCAGCAGCAUGACUAUAAAAAUGCGGAGCUAAGUCGAUCGGAAGACUCAAAACUUCCAGAGUUAGAAGGAGACGUUGGGAAACUCCAAAAAACCCAUAACACGGUUGGUUUAUAUACAGCUGCAGGUACAAGUAAACAGCUUAACAAGAAGCCACAUACCAAUGUCAAUUUAAACAACAUAUUUGAUAAACCAAUUACUCCGAAAAGGCGAAAAGAAACAAUAGUUACGACACCACAAACCUCAACCUAUGCCAACAGCCUACACCCAAACAAAAAAAUAUACAACCAUAUUACUCAAACUUAUAUUGAGAAUAUAUACAAAAUUCAAACAUUUCUAAACUUGAACCCCAGAGCAACUACUACCACAGAUCCAACACAGGAUUACCAAAAACUCCAAGGAUAUAAUAGGCUUAUUGCACAGCCAAAAACUAGAGCCAAUUUAGUAAAAAUAUAUUACAAUUAUGGAUUACUUAGCACGGUAUAUACCUAUGAUGGGGAAGAGAUAAGUGGAAUACCAGAGCUAUACAAAGCAUUUAUUACAUUCAAAAGAAUUACAAAAGGAAACUUAUUUUUUAUAAAAUUCUAUACAGCACCAGCUGAGAUACUAUAUGAUGAAAUAAAACCUAUUAUACAAGUUGUAAAAAUAGGCUUGACACGAGAUAUGAUAAUACCAGAAGAAAUAGAACAACAACCAGAAAUACCGAAAAUUGAGAUACCAGGUUUUUAUGCCAAUAAAAGAAUAAUUGGCAUAGCAACUAUUAUCCAAGAGCUAGCCAACAAUUAUUUACAAGAAAAUGCUAUCUGGAGCUACUACUCAAGAGACCAGCUAAUGAUAUAUGCUAAUUCAAGAGAACUACGACAAGGAGAUAUGGAUAAAGUCCAAAAAUGA